Staurois parvus is the source of this 421-nucleotide messenger RNA. Lineage: Eukaryota; Metazoa; Chordata; Amphibia; Anura; Ranidae. The record is from the annotation of a GenBank genome assembly.
CAUCUGGCCACAUCCCCAGAAUCACUCAACAGCUCCGCCUCCUCACCAGUGAUUGGCCGCCGGAACUGUAGCUCAGGAGAGGCACACAGGCUGCCAAUCACCGGCGAGGAGGAGGAGCCGAGCAGCAGUGGAGCUGCCGGAGAAAGAAGACAGCUGACAGGUAAGUGUCUGUAGCGUGCAGAAGGCAGAAGGUGCUGCUGCAACUAGGUAUGCUGGCUGUAGAUGGGGGAGGGAGGGAGCAAGCCCAGGCUGGAGCAGGAGUCAGCAACGGUAAGUAUCAUUGGUGUCAGUAGGAGGAAUAGUGCCCCAUCAUUGGUGUCACUAAUACCAAUAAUGGGGCACUAUUCCUCCCACUGACACCAAUGAUGGGGCACUAUUUCCUCCCCCCCCACUGACACCAAUGAUGGGGAACUAUUCCUCC